AAGGGUUUUCUGAGUCCAGUCCAGGACUCCUCUCCAGGAAAGGUGAGCCUGAUCCAGAGAAGGGUGCUGGCUGGGGGCUUGGGGCUGGAACUGGGUACAGCAGGAAGCCGUCAGUGUCUGAGGUGUUGCUCAAAUGAAGCUGGGUUGAGUGAGCACCUCCAAUCGAGAGAGGGGAGAAGGGAGUGUGAUCUAGAAGGAAUAGCCGCAUGCUUCCAGGAUGACAAAGAUGCUCGGGCUUUCAAACGGACUGGAUUUGGAAGACGUGGGAAGCAUGGGAGGACGGAGGAUGGUGAGAGAUGAAGAGAGCGCCUAUGGUUUGGAAGAGGACAGCCAGUCCUCUCAGGUGCCCAGGCUGAGGCUCGUCUUGGUUGGGAGGACAGGAGUCGGGAAGAGCGCCACGGGGAACAGCAUCCUGGGCCAGAGAAGGUUCCUCUCCAGGCUUGAGACCUCGGCGGUCACCAGAACCUGCUCCGUUGCCAGCUGCAGGAGGGCCAGGUGGCACGUGGACAUCAUCGACACCCCGGACAUUUUCCACUCCCAAGUCCCCAAAACAGACCCAGGAGGUUUGGAGAGAGGUCGCUGCUACCUGCUCUCGGCCCCAGGGCCCCACGUGCUGCUCCUGGUGACCCAGCUGGGCCGCUACACGGCCCAGGACCAGGAGGCAGUGAGGAAGGUGAAGGAGAUGUUCGGGGAGGGUGUGAUGGCUUGGACAGUCGCGGUCUUCACCAGGAAGGAGGACCUGGCCGGGGGCUGCCUGCAGGACUAUGUGCGCUGCACAGAGAAUCGGGCGCUGCGGGAGCUGACGGCCGAGUGCGGGGGCAGAAUCUGCGCCUUUGACAACCGAGCCACCGGCCGAGAGCAGGAGGCCCAGGUGCAGCAGCUGCUGGGCCUGGUGGAGCGUCUGGUAAGGGAGAAUGGAGGUGCCCACUACACCAACGAGGAGUACGGUCUGCUGCAGGCCCUGCACUGGGCCAGCCCUGAGGAGCGCCUCCGAAGGGUGGCAGAGAAGGUGGCGGCCCGCAUGCAGAGGUCCAGGGGCUCCUGGCUGCUGGCCCGGCUGUGGGAGUGGCAGAAGUCACUCAGGAACCACUGGAGACUGGGCCUGGCCCUCCUUCUGGGUGGCGCCCUCCUGUUCUACUUGCUGCUCUGCAGGCGCCAGCCUGAGGCCUUGGCUGAGGUCAAUCCUGAUUGACAGACUGACCAGGUCACCUGCUGGUCUCAUUCCUCUGUCUCUGUUGCUUGGUGUUCUGUACCAGGGCCCACACUGUCCCCUUUCCUUCCCUCUACACCCAUAAACUGCCUGCUGGUGAGUCGUGUCCUGGCCCCCCUCUCAGCCAAAGCCUUUCCUGGGACCUGGCCUUCCCUGUGCUGGCCCCUUGCUGCAGCUAAAACGACCACUCUCACUCUUGCCUAUUUUCCUGACACCAGAUUGCCUUUCCCUGCCAUCAGUCGUCUUCUCUCCUGAAUACAGAUGAGGAAUGUUUGUCCUCUCAGGCCCCAUGUAUCCCACAGGGACCAAACCAAGGACCAAGACAAAGAGCAACCUAGCACCUUCGUGUUUAUUUGAUUUGAAUUUGUUAUUUCCAAAAAUAAAUGCACUGUGGGAUCACAUUGUCUUAAAGGAAAUCAGUAACUGUGGAUGUUCGUUCUGGGCCUCAUGUGCCCACUGACCAAGGCGCUCCGCUGUGUCUUUCCUAACCCUUCUGCCUGCACACGCACACACAUCCACAUAAGCAUCUUUUGGGGUGCAGUCGUAGGAAGGGAAUCCACAGCAAUGGAACUUUUCUUUUCUCCCAGCAGGGGAGUGUGUCCCCACACAUCCUUAUUCAGAUCUCCAAGCAACUUGAGAGCAGAGAAUUCUGCAGAUCCAAGGAGGUUAAAAACUCAGUUCCCAGUAGCCACUGAGGGCCUGCAGAGUGUCUGCUUCCCAGGAGAGGUUUUCUUAUUGGCUUAUGGGCUCAUAGUUCAGUUAUGCAAGAAUAGUAAAUCCUGGAGCUCUUUAAACUCAUAGAGAAAUCAAAACAUUCAAGAGAUUUGGAAAAGUUUUCUUUCUAUUUUAAAUCUCCCAAAGUUUGAGGGCAUCAAUCUGGUGUUUGUGGGCUGAGAGCUGGGGACAGGACUGUGGGCUCAUGAGUAACCUGCUUCUGUCCCAUGUGUGUAUGGGGGAGUGGGCUCUCUGCUCCAGAUCAGGUGUCUAUUGCUCCUCCCUAUUCAUCUGGCCCUGUUUGCUUCGUGCCCAGUACCAGCACCCUCACAGACAGACUGCCAGUCAUCCCUAGUCCUGCUGGGUAACUGUGGUCCCUCCCUGCAGUAUCCCCUGCCUGCUGUCUCCACAGCCAGAGCUCCUCAGAUUAUCUCUGAAGAGUCAUGUAAAAAAUAUUAUGUAGGAUCUCUGUCUAAUGUGCUGUACACUCUUAUUUAAUGCUAUAACUAGUACUCCAACAGUAUUUUUUUUCACUUUGUGUUGCUAUAUGGGGGCAAACUGUUGAAAUCUUUACCUAAUAUAUACUAAACUGAUCU
Molecule: messenger RNA, 2520 nt
Organism: Lepus europaeus (European hare)
Lineage: Eukaryota; Metazoa; Chordata; Mammalia; Lagomorpha; Leporidae
Gene: GIMAP1
Product: GTPase, IMAP family member 1
Exons: 3
Coding region: 218-1192 (324 amino acids)
Cellular component (GO): endoplasmic reticulum
Molecular function (GO): GTP binding
Source: RefSeq, a predicted model, not a curated record